Messenger RNA from Ahaetulla prasina, 6279 nucleotides. It is a transcript of the gene ELF2, whose product is annotated as E74 like ETS transcription factor 2. Gene Ontology annotation, cellular component: nucleus. The record is from RefSeq and is a predicted model, not a curated record. Gene Ontology annotation, molecular function: DNA-binding transcription factor activity, RNA polymerase II-specific; sequence-specific DNA binding. Gene Ontology annotation, biological process: cell differentiation; regulation of transcription by RNA polymerase II. Bases 3584 to 5182 code for a protein of 532 amino acids. The transcript has 10 exons. Lineage: Eukaryota; Metazoa; Chordata; Lepidosauria; Squamata; Colubridae.
GCAGUGAUUGUAGAGCCAGUACCAUGUGCCAGAGUAGAACAAGGAUAUGCUGCACAGAUUUUUGUUUAUGAUGAUGAAACUUACCUGCUACAAGAUGUUGCAGAAGAACAAGAAAUCGAGACUGAAGCUGUUAAAACAGUUAUAGGAAGCAGUUACCAGCCAUCUAAUCUGAGCUCAUGAGUUUGGUGUUAGCAUCUUUGGGGGAAGAAGACCUGUGCUCCUCAAAAAGCAACUCAAAAUCCUCCCUGUGGCACAAAUAAAGUUUUCUUUUAACUUUAAAAUAUUGUUGCCACAGGGAGGUAGAAGACCUUGAUGAAACAUGGAUAAUUAAAAAGAUCCUCCUUGAUUUACCUUAUGGGAGAGGAAAAACUGCUCUGGAACAAUGUUGACUGCUUACUACUUAAAACUAUUAUGGAAAGAAAUCCUGUAACUAUUCCAAACGUACAUUUCCUUAUUGUGAAUGACGUAAACAUAAAUUUAGCAUUCUUUCUCUGGAUUUUUCAACUUGUUAAAAUUAAUUAUAUUUGUACUUUAUGUAAAUUAUUUUUCUGAAUAUUAAAUUUGAUUCCAAAUCAUAAAAUAUGUUUUAUAAAAUAGCAAUAUUGUAAGAUUACAAUGUUUUCUCAUUGAUGUUUAAUGACUAUUCAAAAUGUUUUCCUAAUACUUAUAAAAAUCAGUAUGCUUUAAAAAUUUUAAUAGGGAAAUGAUGAAUCUCUGAAAGUAUAAUUUCAUCUGAGUUUAAUUUUUGAGUUAGAUCUGACAGGUAGCUUUAACAAGGAAUUUUUAUUCAGUGGCAAUGAAAAAAUGAGUGCUUUAGCAACACUGCUUUCCUUGUCUGAGCUCAGAAGCCAAGCAGGUUCUUGUCUGAGUAGUCUUGGAUGGAGAACCUUUGGUGAAUAUUAGGGCUGUAACAGACUGGGAAGUGAAAAAACUAUUUUAUUAGAGACCAGUGACAAAUGACUUCUGUAUUUUUGCUACAAGAACCAAUGUGGAUAUGCCCAUGUAGUCACUAUGCUUGAUUUGAAAGAGACCCAUUCAAAAGAUUUUGCAAAGCACUGAGCUUGAGUAUGCCUUUCUUUUUUCCUAUGCAUUUAGCAAGAGAAAAAAAGGUCAAGGCUGAGUUGGACUUGCUGACUCUUCCCCAAAUCCUAGUUUACCCCUUUCAGUAGUAUCUGCAACAAGUGAGGCCAUCAUACCAAUGCUACAAUUAAGGUGUGUCAAACAUUUAACAAAGUAGGCAAAUUAUGCAUCACACAAAUGUUAUGUCUUUUGCUACUUUUGCCUCUUUACAGAUACCUAUCCUUCCUUUUGCACAAGAGAGUGCAAUGGAUAAAAUACUCAAGUUCAUUGCUUUACAUGGGCCUAAGUCACUGGCGAAAUGCUACCGGUUCGUACUGGUCAGGCGAAUCAGUAAUAAAAAAAGCUACCAGUUCUAUUUCUGCCGAUCAGCUGUGCUGCAAGAUUUAUAUUUUCUAGAAAGCAGGAAAUCCUGCGGCACAGCUGUCCCUCCCCCUUGCUGUUCUACUUACCUUGUUAAGCUUCCUUUUUCCAUGCGAAGCGCAUUUGGUGUACAUUGUGCAUUUGUGCACAGUGUGUGCUUUUGGUGUGAACUGUGCAUGUGUGUGCAGCAAACCAGUGGGAUCCACGGAGGAUUUCACCACUGGCCUAAGUACUGUAUUGUAAAAGUUACAUAUAAAGUUAUGGAGUAGCAAGCCAACUCCAGGAAAUCAAUCUUUUGAUUUAAGCAUUUAGUAGGUAUUUCUACUUUGUCUGGAAGUGAAAUUGUUGAAAUAAAGUUGCUUUGAAAAAAUUAUCUUUAUAAACUAAAGCUGCAAUUCAGUACUUGUGUAAUUGAGAAUGUAAGUCCCAUUGGAGGAGAUUUGCAUGGAAUUCAAAAGCAUUCUGAUUGUGAACAUCUAAAUUUUUUUCUAGGUCAGUUGUGUGGAAUAACAUGCAUGUUCACAAAUGAUUUUAAGUCUCACUGUAGUCAGUGGGGUACUUACAAAAAUACACAAGUGUAUUUUGGUGACUCACUGGCUCCAAAGUGAGUAGAAUUCAAACUGAGUAGAAGCAGCUAUCUUUCCCUCUCUGCUCACGCUUCUUUUUCAGAUAGUAGCCUUUUAAUGUACAUAAUUGAAUAGUAAAAAAAAGGUAGUAAAAUUCUAUAAAGAAAAACAUUUGAUGUAAAAGUCUUGUUAAUUUUUGUAAGACGUCUGGCAGUAAUAUUAAGGAAAAAUGCAUUAAAACAAAUAUAACUUGGGGAAGGAUUAAUGUUAAACCAUAAAUUGGAACAGUCAGCAGUAGGAAAACAUGUGACUGAUACGUUUGCAACCUGUGUAUACUAUACUGUUUACAAUAUCAUGUUAUGGGCUGUAAUGUAUUAGUGGCUGAAUUUGAGAAACUGGUCCAGUCAAUCAGUUUUGUGUCAUAGGUAAAAGCUACAUGUAAGAAAAUACGCAGAUAAUUUGCAUGAAAUGCAGAUUGCUGAUGUAGACAAAAACUCUGCAGCCACUGUUGUCAACAGUGGAGAGAAUAAACAUCAAGUGGAUGAAGUAUGCUUAACAAAUAAGUGAAAUAACCACCACCUUUCAAAUUUGCUCGUUGUACUUGACAGUUUGUAAUAUUGUAUUGUAACUAUGCUCACGGCUACACUACCAUUGCUCACAUCCUGGGUCUAAGAAACAUCAGUUCUUGGGGGGGAAAAGAUUUCUGCGUCGUGGUAAGCUUGCAGAACCGUGGGACUCACUAAGACAAAAUAGUGCACGGCACUUUCAUGGUAAUGUAACUCUGAAUUCACAGCCUGCAGCGCUUUUAGAGAACUCGGACUGCUUCAGGAUUCCAGAAUUCCGGGCAACGUGGGGUGCAAGCUUGAACAACUGCCGACGACGCGAGCCAAGGGCCGCCUUGCAAAGACAGGAAGGAGCAGGAGGCAACCGUGCCAAAGAAGCUGCGUCCACGCCGAAGAAAGAAUGAAAAGUUGGCUCUUCGUCUAUGGCCACGUCGUCGUCCUUUCUCCAUCCGUGAAGAUGCGAAAAGUAAAGGAGAAGCGAGCAGGUCGAAGCGUUGCGCUCCGCUGAACCUCCUGAAAUGGAAAGCUCAGCCGGGCAGCCUCGGGAGCAGGUGGAUCCCUUCCCGCGGCGGUGAGCGGAGGAGGCGGAAAAGCUGGCGGGCCGUCUCCUCGCCUCUUUCGCCUGCCUGACCCGCUGCGCUCGUUCCCCGCUUCUGGCUCCGGAGGGGAGGGCGCGAGCUGAGCGCCCGCCCGACACUUCCUGUCUGCGAGGCUGGCGGCGGAAGGAUCGCGUGCGCCCUGCCUGAGAGGAAGCGCUUUUCCGCGGGCCCUUGCUUGCCGCUCCACGCGGGAGGGCGAGAAGCGAGCCGAGCGCUGGCUUCGGCGUGGCUGGCCGGGAGCGAGCGUGCAGAGGGAGCUCCGGCCGAGCGAGGCCCCCGGUGACUGGUGUGGCGGCGGAAGCGCGCGUCCGUCGUUUAAGCGGGGCUGCGCGCUGGAGCGCGCGCGCCCGACCGCCAGGAAGCCCCUGCGGGCCAAUGCGAAGCCGCCGCCGCCGCUCGCUCCAGCGGCAUAAACAUGGCGACUUCCCUGCAUGAGGGGCCCACGAAUCAGCUCGAUCUGCUCAUCCGCGCCGUGGAAGCAUCUGUUCAUGGCAGCAAUGUGCACUGUUCAGAUAAGACAAUUGAAGCAGCAGAAGCCUUGCUUCAUAUGGAAUCUCCAACCUGCUUAAGAGAUGCUCGAAGUCCAGUGGAAGUUUUUGUUCCGCCUUGUGUGUCAACUCCAGAGUUCAUCCAUGCUGCAAUGAGACCUGAUGUAAUCACAGAAACAGUUGUGGAAGUAUCCACUGAAGAAUCUGAACCAAUGGAUGCAUCUCCUUCACGAACUUCUCCAGAAAUCCAUGAGCCCAUGAAAAAAAAGAAAGCUGGCCGUAAGCCAAAAUCUCAAGUGCCAUCAACCAUUUCCAGUUCAUCUCCAGACUUGGGUAUAAAAAAGAAGCCAAGAGAAGGCAAAGGAAAUACAACUUAUUUGUGGGAAUUCCUUCUGGAUUUACUUCAAGAUAAAAAUACUUGCCCUCGAUAUAUCAAAUGGACUCAGCGAGAAAAAGGCAUUUUUAAACUCGUGGACUCAAAAGCAGUUUCCAAGUUGUGGGGAAAACACAAGAACAAGCCUGAUAUGAACUAUGAGACAAUGGGAAGAGCCUUGAGAUACUAUUAUCAAAGAGGAAUUCUAGCAAAAGUUGAAGGACAAAGGCUAGUAUAUCAAUUCAAGGAAAUGCCCAAAAAUAUUGUUGUUAUUGAUGACAAAAGUGAGUGUGGCAGUGAAGAUUUAUCCAUUUCCACUGAUGAGAAAUCAUUGGAACGGGUAUCACUGCCUGCAGAAAACCUCUUAAAAACAGCGAGUUCUGCUCGCACAGGAAAAAGCACUUCUCAGUUGACCUGCACAAGAUCAGAGAAAUCUGUUGCCAGAAUGAGUAUCUCCUCACCUGGGCAUGAAAUAUCAUCUUGUUCACCCACCACAACUACCGUUUCAGCAACAACUGCUCCCAGAACUGUUCGGGUGGCUAUGCAAGUGCCUGUUGUAAUGACAUCUCUGGGACAGAAAAUAUCAACUGUUGCAGUGCAAUCAGUAAAUGCAGGGUCACCAUUGAUUACCAGCACAAGCCCAACAACAGCAACAACCCCAAAGGUAGUUAUCCAAACAAUCCCUACAAUGAUGCCAUCAUCUGCUGAAAAUGGAGAGAAAAUCACAAUGCAGCCUACAAAAAUAAUCACCAUCCCUGCUACACAACUUGCACAAUGCCAGUUGCAAACAAAAACUGGUUUGCCAGGGACAGGGAGUAUUAACAUAGUUGGAACACCUCUGGCUGUGAGAGCACUUACUCCAGUAUCUUUAACCCACGGGACACCAGUGAUGAGAUUAUCAAUGCCCGCCCAGCAGGCAAGUAGCCAUACGCCACCGAGGGUAAUUAGUGCAGUUAUAAAAAGUCCAGAGGUCAAAUCUGAAGCAGUGGCUUUAAAGCAGGAACGGGAGAUCAAGACCCUGCAACUAGUACAAGAAGAGAAACCAGCAGAUGGAACCAAAACAGUCACUCAUGUUGUCGUCGUUAGUACACCCUCUGCUAUUGCCCUACCUGUACAAGUGAAAACAGAAGGAAUAGUAACAUGCGAAAAAUGAAAAGAAAAAAAAAGCAGCUGUGAACAUUAAUUACAUAGACCAUUGUGGAAUUAAGCAAACUGACAUACAUAGGAAGCCAGGGAAUUGGACACAAACAAGAAUUUGAAAGAACUGAUUUUUUUAAAAAAUUGUUAAUAGUUAUGCGUAUAUUAGAAAUUUACUGGAAGCAAAAUAAUGUCCCAUGUUUCAGUGGGAAUUGAACUAGAUCUACACACUGACACAAUUGCCUCUUGUAUAUCAGGGUUAAGCUGAUGAAGAAAGAAAAUUCCUGGAGCCGAAGGCAAUAGCGGGUGAGCACUCAGGAGGCGCACUGCAUUACCAGUUACACUAAGACAUGGAACACUAAACUGGUUCUGUGAGGGUCUUGGCUUAUGUAGAUGGAGGGGGCAUCUAGAAGAGGCUCAUUGUUACACAAAACACAUUUGAUGCAUUUGAAUAUGCAUACCAGCAAUUACUACUGUGUACUCACAGUGUUCAACUGGUGCUAUGUGAAAAACUCUGCUACUAGAUAUUCUUGAAUGUGAAUAAGGAAAGAAUUAAAGAACUUCUUACAAGAAGUUGAAGACUUAGAGAAUUUUUUUGUCCCAUGCAGCUUAAGCAGAUUUAAAAUAAAAGCCUUAGACUGAUUUUCAGUUACCUUUGUUGAAAUAAGCUAAAGGCUUCUUUGUGUAAAGCAUUUUUUAUUAAAACAAUUUUUUUAAAAAAAUCUUAUACCUAGCACAGUAUUGUUAUAGAAUUACAUGUAACAUAUUUUGUAUGGUAGUCAAGUCUGUUGGUUUCUUAAUUGGGGUCAAAGCAGCCGGAGGUUGUUCAGCCUCUUGCUGCUUGGAUCACCCACUUCGCCUGAACAUCUGUGCAUACAUUUCAAUUUCAGCUUUUACUCUGUCACUUGAAAGGUCACGCUUGGCAUGAACUCUUGUCAGGUAGAUUAAAAGCCUGUAUAUUUUUUAGUUGAAGUUAGAGGAAAGUACCAGUGUUCAGAAUGAACUAUAAUAGUUUGUAUAUUCAACAUUUAAAGUAUAUUCUAUUUUGUUGUACUCUUGUUUCAAAGUGUAUUCAAGUAGGUUUUACUGAAAUACAGAUAAUGAAAUUUAAAA